AGGAAAACAGCCAGUUGGUGGGUUGGGCUGUACCCCUGCAGUUGGCUUACGUACAUUUCAAAUCAAGUUGACAUGAUUAUUUGAACCAUAUGUGCAAAUAUACGAACUUUCCAGAAUGAGUUAGAAGUAUUGCUUCGUGUGUGCCAGUGCACCUAAACAUGGGUAUUUUCAGUGCCCACGUCCUUCUGCUUCUUCUCCUGCAGGCUCUGCAGACAUCAGCUGAGGACUCAGAUGGACAUCUAUUGUGUCUUUGUGAAGGCCCAAAAUGUCCCCAGGCCACACAGUGCCACGGUACCCAGUGCUUCUCUUCUGUUAAAGUUAGUAGCAGUGAGGUUGUUUUUGAGCGUGGCUGUUUGAAGGGACCAGAGAAAAUCCGUCUGCAGUGCUCCACAGCUCCGUCCUCCUACCAGGCCAUUCUCUGUUGCUCUCAAGACAGGUGCAAUGGCAACACCAACAGGACCUCGCUUAUGUCUCUUCUUAAAUCAGCUCCAGAAGGUGAACCAGUUCGGUAUCGUGUGGAGACACUAGCUCUCUUUGUACUUGGCCCCGUGGUAGUUUUGGUUCUUCUGUCUGUGGUGUCUGUGCUGGCCUGCAGGAGGCUUCACCAUGGCCGCCUUCAGAGGCUGCAGGAGUUUGACACAGAGCAGGGAGCCAUAGAUGGUCUCAUCACCUCCAAUGUUGGAGACAGCACUUUAGCAGACCUCUUGGAUCACUCGUGUACAUCAGGCAGCGGUUCAGGUCUUCCUUUCCUUGUCCAGAGAACUGUGGCCAGGCAAAUUAGUUUAGUGGAGUGUGUAGGUAAAGGACGGUAUGGAGAGGUGUGGCGAGGCCAGUGGCAGGGGGAAAAUGUAGCUGUGAAAAUCUUCUCCUCCAGAGAUGAAAAGUCUUGGUUCAGAGAAACAGAGAUCUACAAUACAGUGCUGCUGAGGCAUGAAAACAUACUGGGGUUCAUGGCGUCAGACAUGACAUCUCGAAACUCCAGCACUCAGCUGUGGCUCAUCACUCACUAUCAUGAAAAUGGUUCACUUUAUGACUACUUGCAACGAGUUGCAGUGGAGACGUCGGAGGGCCUGGCGAUGGCAGCAUCAGUGGCAUGCGGCCUUGUGCACCUGCACACAGAAAUCUUUGGCACAGAGGGGAAACCAGCCAUCGCACACCGGGACUUAAAGAGCAAAAAUAUCCUGGUGACCAAGGAGCUGCGCUGCUGCAUUGCAGACCUCGGGCUGGCUGUGACCCACACACAGGCAGACAACCUGCUGGAUGUGGGCAACAAUCCGAAGGUUGGCACCAAACGCUACAUGGCACCUGAAGUGUUGGAUGAAACCAUUCAGACAGACUGCUUUGAUGCCUACAAGAGAGUGGACAUAUGGGCGUUUGGACUGGUGCUGUGGGAGAUAGCAAGGCGCACAUACAGCAACGGUAUUGUUGAAGAAUACAAACCUCCGUUUUACGAUCAGGUGCCAAAUGACCCCAGCUUUGAGGACAUGAGGAAAGUGGUGUGUGUGGAGCAGCAGAGGCCUUUCAUUCCUAAUCGUUGGUUCUCAGAUCCUACCCUCUCUGCGCUGGUAAAACUGAUGAAAGAGUGUUGGUACCAGAACCCCUCUGCAAGACUUACAGCCUUGCGCAUCAAGAAGACCAUUGACAAGAUUCACAGCUCCCUGGAGAAGGGCAAGGAGUCAUGAGAGGGAGAGGAGUCCCGGAGGCAACUGCAGGGAUUCGUUUAAACAGGAGGCCGGCUCUUGUAAAAAAAAAAAAAAAAAACAAGACCAUUAGAUGAUCAGGGGGAGCAGAGGACUAGAAAAAAAUUGCUUCAGAGUCAUACAACGUCAUCCUUCUCGCUCUCACUUAGUCAGUGGUUGCCUUCCACUGACAUCCCUCUGUUUUGACUUGAAGUCCACACAGACAUUUGGAGCUGUUGUGUCUGAUUAAGCCAGCUUUUGCUGUGGGACAAAAACCAGUUAUCACUGUGUUCCCACUGACCUGAACUGUGGACUGUUACUGAGUGUGAAUGGAUGGCAUAUUGUAGUACCCCAUCACAAUGCUUUAAAUACCUACCUUUGAUUGCUCUGGGUUUGGCCUUCAUUCACACACCAAACACUACAUACUGAGCAUCUCUUGCAAUUCAGUUGCUGAUCUCCAGCCAGCGUUUUUGGCAUGCAGAUGUGGCUUUCUACUCAGAGACAAUCAAAAAUACUCCUCAUUAAGCUUUAUUAUAACAUGCCAACUAUCGCCACAAAAACACUAAACAUUCACUUACAAAAGGAAAAGGGCCAAUAGAAUCAAACUUUGUUUAAAUCUUUUUUUUUUAUAGUAUAUUUAUUAUGUGUUGAAUUUACACUGCUGAGCUAGAGGCUGUUGUAUGAAGAUGUGUGAAACUGACUGUAAACGUAUAUAGGCAUUAACUCUACAUGACCUUCUAUACCCUUAUUGUCACUAUCAGUAGGAUAUUGUUUAAGAAAUGUUUGAAAAAGUAGGAAAAUAGUUCCAGCUGAGUUUAUUUGGGGAAGAAAAACUACACAGGCUUAAACACUAAUGGCAUAUUGUAAAUGCAAUGGUUCAUGAAAAGAGACGCUAGUUUUUAUCAAUAGGACUUUUUCUGUUUCUCAAAAUAAGAAUAUGGGACGAUCUGAUUCUCUCUGUUUACCAUACUUUCUAAAAUGUGAAAGUUCUGACCAAGCUGAAAGGAAUCAGCUUGUUUGUAAAGCUAAUGUGCCCCCCUUUUUCUUUUUAAUGAUAGAGGCAAGUUCUUUAUGUAGCGAGCUGCUCUUAUCCAGUAAUGCCACACUGUACAAGUUGCCUGAGUGAUGAAAACUGAAACACUUCAUCUGGAAACUAUUUUAUUGAAAACUGGUUUGAACACUUAAGAAAUUGCCUAGAUGUACAAAUGAAUUAGUUCACAAGUGCUGGCUUUGUUUUGGAAAAAAAUGUUGCUUCAUCUUUUUUAUAUGUAAUAAAACAUUUACUGCA
Molecule: messenger RNA, 2967 nt
Organism: Melanotaenia boesemani (Boeseman's rainbowfish)
Lineage: Eukaryota; Metazoa; Chordata; Actinopteri; Atheriniformes; Melanotaeniidae
Gene: acvr1l
Product: activin A receptor, type 1 like
Exons: 10
Coding region: 159-1682 (507 amino acids)
Biological process (GO): cellular response to growth factor stimulus; heart development; BMP signaling pathway
Cellular component (GO): plasma membrane; BMP receptor complex
Molecular function (GO): transforming growth factor beta receptor activity, type I; SMAD binding; ATP binding
Source: RefSeq, a predicted model, not a curated record